AUGCCUCGAGCAGAGCCCCAGGGUAAGCCCCAGGGCGAGUCUCACAUGGAUCUCACUAUCGCCAACAAGGGUCCCUCGAAUGAACUAGCAAGAAUGCCCAUGGAGAUAAUUCUCGAAAUUGCAAAGCACAUGAGUCAAGCCACCAAGGCUUGUCUGGCCCAGACUUGUCGCGACUUCUCAGUCAUCAUGGACGUAGCUCUAUACGAUCAGGAUAGCAAAGAAGACCGCCAUGCCUUAUGGUGGGCUUGCGUGAAUAGCGAGUAUAGACUUCUACAACGGAUCAUCAAAUAUGACCCCACGCUGGUCAACUAUCAUUUCCAAAGGGUCCAUACUAUGAAGGUCAUACCUUCUACCCCGGAACACCUCCACGAUCUGUGCUCCAGAUUCAAUGGCUCUGAAUUCAGCAUUCGUCUGACCCCUCUUACGGUAGCCAUUCGAUUUGGAAGUUUCCACGCUUUCACCACUCUACUCAAAUUAGGUGCAGACGUGAAUGACCCUGCACCUUCAAACGGUAUGGGUGCCGGCAAGCUCUGGUUUCCUAUCCAUUGGUUGUUUCGCAUAACUACGGGCAAUAAAGACUUUGAAGAAUGCUUCAGUCUUCUAAUCAAUCACGGUGCCAAUGUUAAUCAAGCCCCUCUACUAUAUCAAGCUCCUCUACUACCGGGAAUAACUGGAAAGCGUGGAGAUGGUAUUCCUCUAUUAGGGGUGAUUGACUUUAAGCCCCGUUUCGAGAGAGGCGUCUGGGAGCCUCAUCCGACCGCUCGGUAUGAAGAUCAGCUCAAGGAUCGUUUCGGUAAAGCUAUGGUACUCCUUCGAUCUGGAGCGAAACCUAACCUUCGAGAUCCAGAAUCCUCUUAUACUCCGAUCUUUAAGGCGGCACGAUGUUUAGAUUCCUACAACCCAAAGGCUCCGUUCAAUGGUGAAAUUGCGCUUCGUCACGAUGUUAAGCGCGUCUAUGAAGAAGUUGUACUGGUCCAUGCUUUGAAGCUUUUCAAAGCCUUGAUCGAUUAUGGCGGAAACCCGAAUACCUCCUGCGAUGGAACCACCGCCCUGCAUGUCCUAUGCAAACACAGCCAAGAGCACAGGGACCUGAUCCUUUAUCUCUUACGAGAAGGAGCGAAUAUCAAUGGUUCUGAUGAAAAUGGCCGCACUCCUAUUUACGAGUACGUGAUGUACCCUAAUAAUCACAAACUGCUUAGAGAGUUUAUCAAGCAGGGCGCGAAUGUCCACCAUCGCGACUUCCAGGGCCGUACUCCGCUACACGUAGCCUGUGCCGAUUAUAAAUUUUCUCAUGCAAAAUUAUUCGAUACUAUUGUGGCACUACUUGAGAACGGAACCGACCCUACUCUAGUUGACAAAGAAGGCAAUACUCCGCUUGACCUUCUUGACAAGCGAUGGAGACCGACAUGGACCGAUACCAGAACGAUUCUCCUACAAGCCACGUUGAAGGCAUCCGGAGCUGAUCUGGGGGAUUUCGAAGAUGACGACGAUUGGGUCUCAUACAAUGACUUGAAAUGA
Molecule: messenger RNA, 1518 nt
Organism: Daldinia childiae
Lineage: Eukaryota; Fungi; Ascomycota; Sordariomycetes; Xylariales; Hypoxylaceae
Product: Serine/threonine-protein phosphatase 6 regulatory ankyrin repeat subunit C
Exons: 1
Coding region: 1-1518 (505 amino acids)
Cellular component (GO): cytoplasm; nucleus
Molecular function (GO): protein binding
Source: RefSeq, a predicted model, not a curated record